This is a messenger RNA of Sycon ciliatum, 2172 nucleotides long. RefSeq names its product protein phosphatase methylesterase 1-like. The record is from RefSeq and is a predicted model, not a curated record. Lineage: Eukaryota; Metazoa; Porifera; Calcarea; Leucosolenida; Sycettidae. Gene Ontology annotation, molecular function: protein methylesterase activity. Gene Ontology annotation, biological process: protein demethylation. Bases 78 to 1343 code for a protein of 421 amino acids. The transcript is spliced from 15 exons.
UUGUAGAAGCUGACUUCAAUGGUGUGUGUUCAUUCAAAAUAGUUUUUAGACGAUACACUGUACACAACUACCUCAGCAUGGACAGUCUUCAUCGAAAGGCUUUGCUUGGCCAAAUGAGUAGUCGUCCACCGAGAACACCGUCGGGGGAAUCGGCCACCAGCGCUCCUCGCAAUAAGAGGAGUAGGAGAGAUUUCACCCCGUCGAGCUGGGAGCAAUAUUUUGACAGGAAAGAGGACGUGACAGUGGGUGAAUCCAACGUGUUCCGUGUCUAUCACAAAGGUACGGAGGGAGCAGUCUUGCUGCUGCUUCACGGUGGAGGUCUGUCUGCUCUCUCCUUUGCUGUUCUGACGAACGAUCUGAGUCAGAUGUGCAACUGUCGAGUUGCUGCAGUCGAUCUCCGGGGGCAUGGUGAUUCCCACACUGAUGAUGACUAUAAACUGGACAUUGAGACACUUGUGUGUGAUGUGACCGACAUUGUCCGUGCCAUGUAUGGCAGUGAACCACCGCCUAUAGUUCUGAUGGGCCACAGUAUGGGUGGCGCUCUUGCGGUUCGUGUUGCCCACUCAAGAUCACUUCCAUCUCUUGCUGGCCUCAUUGUUAUUGAUGUUGUAGAAGGUACGGCAAUGGACGCUCUGUCGGCCAUGCAGGCAUUUCUUCGCAGCCAGCCAAAGAAGUUUGCCUCGCUGCAAGGCGCUAUUGAGUGGGCGUGUCGCUCUGGACAGAUUCGAAACGCUGAGUCUGCGAGAAUAUCUAUGCCUCCUCGUCUAAGUCCUGCAUCAACCGGAGGUCAUGCCACGCAAGCGGAGCCCACUGCAGAAGCCCGAUCGCCAGUUGAGCGAGCAGGACAGCCGCUGCAGGGAAUUUCCGAAACCGGUGCCAGCGAAGCUGCCUCAUCUGAUGAAGACAUGGCGUCCAGUUCAUCACCGUCACCGUCAGAGGAUGCAGUCUCUGACACAGCGUCUGCCAAUGAGGGGUCCAUGCCGCCUCCAGACAUCCUACCUCAGAGUGUUCCGCCUAGUAGCUAUGUGUGGCGAAUCGACUUGACCAAAACUGAACCAUAUUGGCAAGGCUGGUUCAAGGGACUGUCAUCGUAUUUCCUCGACUCGGGUGUGCCAUCCUUCCUUCUCCUCGCAGGUGUCGACCGUCUUGAUAAGGAGAUGACCAUAGCCCACAUGCAAGGGAAGUUUCAGAUGCAAGUGUUACCCGAGGUUGGGCAUUGCGUUCAUGAGGAUGCUCCAGAUAAGGUUGCUGAUGCAGUCGCCACUUUUCUCGUGCGCUACAAGCUGGCUGCAAGGGGCGAGAACUCCCGCGUCCCGGAGCAACGUUCGCCGUUUCGUAUGUAGCCCACUCGCCUCCUCCAUAACUGCUUCUCUUCGUCAUGUCUGCCGUCUGUCUGGCCUUGCUACCCUAAGCUCUGCAAGUGGAACUUCACUCGCCUGGUUUUGCUGCCCUAAGAGACAAGUGGGACUUCACUCGUUGGCGGAAGUGUCCUUGUGCCGUUAAUAGGCUCGUUAUCGUAGUGCCUUUCCUGUCUUGUCCGUAACCACCAUUGUCCCAUUGACUGCCUUUUAACCAUGCGUUGUACUUCAUUUGUGCUGUCUCUUCUAUUCUAGAAUUAUUCAUGCUGUGAACAACCGUCGUCGCAUAGCUUUUAUAAAGAUACUACUGAUUCCGAUCUUAUUACUGACAUUAUGCAACACGUACAUGAACACCCAAUUCAGGUAGGUAGAGAAAGAAAGGGAGAGGGAGAGAGAGAGUCAUAUGUCCUAUACACGAUUUGCACUGCUAACGCAUUUGCAUCCAUGCCCGGUUUUUUAUUUUGUAAUAAUAUUAUUUGCCAACGUUUGCCAACGGGCAACGGCAUACGAAAUGUCUUAUUAUCUGUACAGAGCAUACAUGUCCAGUUCUCAAGUGCAUGUCCUUGCUCUUCAGAGAUUAUUGUUAUCAAAGAACUCCCCUUGUCCGGGCACGCUUGCACCGGGUACUACCUAUAACUGGGAACUUCCCGUAACUCGGAACACACAAGGCACGGCAUAAAAGUCGUUGCUUGACAUACUGAUUGCAUGCAAGUAACGACUUUUAUGCCAAUCGAUCUUUUUUUGAUGCGAUUUUUUCUGCCGAAAAGACUACUUUUGCCACAACAUUUUUUGUAGGCUCCUGCCUGGAUUUCAA